Trametes versicolor FP-101664 SS1 is the source of this 2688-nucleotide messenger RNA. RefSeq lists its product as uncharacterized. The transcript has 7 exons. The record is from RefSeq and is a predicted model, not a curated record. Bases 1 to 2688 code for a protein of 895 amino acids. NCBI's taxonomy places the organism in Eukaryota, Fungi, Basidiomycota, Agaricomycetes, Polyporales, Polyporaceae.
AUGCUUCCUGGCCUUCUGGAUAAUCUUUCCGGUGAAGAGGCCGAGCUGAGCCGGGUGCAGGCUGCAGAUGCCACAGCGAGCAGCAGCUCUCCGUCUAGGACCGCUGGGCUUCUGCCGCCGUUCGGUGUGACCAAGAUGUCGCACCUGCCAACACCACAAAGCCCAAGCAACGCUGCCCAGUAUGCACCAGAGCGGAACGGCUCGUUUGUAUCGCCGGUGCACAAUGUGAAUAGGGAAGCAACGUCGUCGCAAGCUACUCACAGAGCUGCCACACCACUCAGGGAGGAGCCACAAGCGAUAUCUGCUGCUUCUUUCAUGACGCCGGAGUCCAGUCCUCUCUUUCCCCGGAAAGUGAUGCAUCCAGUAACACCACAACAUGCCAGCGAUCCGUCCUCCGCACCACAUACCCCUCACCGCAGCCAUCCCGGAUCGUCGGAAGCAGCAGCAGAGAAGGCAGGAGAUAGGGUGGUCGUCGACACUGCGGUACCACCUCUAGCUCCUGCCCCCAUCAUCACCACACCCGUGUCCACCCACUCCCGAGGCCUCACCCCCGCCUCCCGCCUCUCCUCGCCGUUCCGGGGCAGAUCAGCUGACCGGCGUGCGACGAACUCCCGCUCACCCAUGCCACGUGAAGACUCGCCCAUGGCCCUGGACGUCUUUGCCGGGGUACCCGCCUCGCUGCCCCCGCUCGCAACCCCCGUGCCGCAGCGCGCACUCGGCGGCGAGAUCCAGCGGAUCCACCUCCAGCUCGCCGCCGACCGCGCGGAGCUGCUCUCCGAAAAGGAAGCGCGGCGCCCAGAUUAUCUCGUGCGUGAGAAACGCUCUCACCCCGACUCCGACAUCCCGACGCUCGACGAGCUCGACGCCGCGAGCAUCGCGCUCGGGGUGACGGAGAGUCCGGUCAAGGGCCGCCGGUUGCAGUUGUUCCAGGCGACGUCGGAGGAGACGUUCGAGCAGAGCCUGCUUGCGGGUGGGUACCCGGGCUACGGGCAAUCGCCCGCGUACAAGGUGCCCGAACCGCAGACGCCAUUGCCUAAUGCGAAGAGCGGCCGGGCGCCGCUGUCCCAACGUGCGCUGCAGUGGUUGCAUCAAGCUACACCUGGUCAGCCCGGCCCGUCAACGUUGACCACCGUAGAGGAAGCGCCAGCGGAGGAUACUGAGUGGGUUCCGAGCGAGAGGGAGACCAAGAAGCGCAAACGGCUAGACAUGUUCAGGGAAAAGACAGCGGCGAAGGAGUCCGCCCCAAAGCUGUACCCAGUGGAGGUUGAGGGCCGCGGCCGUCUGCUGCUAAACGUCCCUCCCGAGGGAUCGCCAACACAUCCAGAGACGCCCGUAAAGAGACGCGUUGUCCGGCGCAAGAAGCGGAGGGGCGGACGGAAGGGCGCGCAUGGUAGACAAGAUGACGACGAAGAGGGCGAGCCGCUGGAGCCCAACUGGCCCGACGCCGCGUUCCCGUGGUGCAUGCGUCUUCAAGAGCGCACGGAUGUCGCGAAGAUGGAGCAAGAAGAGCGGCUACGGUGGAUCGAGCGAUUCCUGGACCGCUCGAGCGAGAGCGACGAGGAAGAAGAGGAAGACCAGGUUCUCCGACCUCCACUGCAGUCGCAUGACAACGACCAGAUCGCGCACCGGCGGGGUCGGGGAAAGAUGGUCCCUCUGCGCGCAAACCCGGAGAGUCGCACUCGCAACGAGCACGUCUUGACGCCUAGUGACCCCGCGGACGCACGCGCAGCCCUGCUCUCCAAGCGCUCCGUCCGCACGUUGUCCUUUCGUCGCCGCUCCAACGAGACCUCCGGCGAGGACGUGACGUGCAUCGGGUGUUCACGCGGGGACGACGGGAGCGAGCUGGUGCAGUGCGACGAGUGCCAGACAUGGUACCACCUGCGCUGUGUCGGCUUCAAGACCAUCGCCGAACUCGGGCGGGAGGAGGACCCGUGGUACUGCGACCGGUGCCUUGACAUCCCGCCAGCCUCGCCGCUCCCGGAACCAACCUUCGUGCCUACGGACGACCGACCGUCUGCACCCACAUCCCGACGCGACUCGCUUUUUCUCCAGAACCCCCUCCUGCUAGAGUCUCCCGCACCACAUUGGGAUAGCGAUACCGGAGCGGGGACGCCGCAGACCCCGGUGCGAGGAGGCGACGGCGACGCCAGCAACGCCGAUCGUACCUUCUCUACGCGCUCUUCGUGGGGCGACUCCUCGCGCGCAGGACCGUCUACGCCUGAGUCGUCUGCGAAGGCCGUGCGGGUGUACCACACGCCCGGGCCGUUCUCACUAGAGCGCGACCAGCUCGACCCAGAGACGCCGUUCGACCCAACCACAACACCGUCGCGUGGGAUCAAGUUCAGUGGCGGGCCGCCCCCAACGCUCGGGCUCUCGACGCCUCGCGGAGGGUACGGCGUAUGGGCGGGUCGUGGCGGGCACACGCCGACCCCGGGGGCGAAGCUCGGCGGGAGCCAGGCGUGGCGGCACGGCGUGGACGGGAGUGGGGGCGGGCCUUUCUCGAGCCCGCACGUCAGGAGCAUCUACAGCGUGGCGUACGACGAUACCCCGGUGACGCGUGCGCCGCGGGUGCCCGAGCGGGGAACGACGGUGCAGGGGCGGAGGUUGUGGGGCUCGCCGGGGCCGGGGUUUGCGCGGCCGAUGACGCCGAGUCCGCCUUUGAAGGGGGGAGGAUGCGAUGGAGACUGA